Messenger RNA from Aspergillus novofumigatus IBT 16806, 729 nucleotides. RefSeq lists its product as uncharacterized. Gene Ontology annotation, cellular component: Vma12-Vma22 assembly complex; extrinsic component of endoplasmic reticulum membrane. NCBI's taxonomy places the organism in Eukaryota, Fungi, Ascomycota, Eurotiomycetes, Eurotiales, Aspergillaceae. Gene Ontology annotation, biological process: vacuolar proton-transporting V-type ATPase complex assembly. The coding region runs from base 1 to 729 and encodes 242 amino acids. The transcript has 3 exons. The record is from RefSeq and is a predicted model, not a curated record.
AUGGCCGAACUCCCAACUCCCCCAGCAUCCCGCCAGAGCUCUGAAUCACCGGAGCUUCAUCUCCAGCAGUCUGGCACCGAGUCCUCUGCCAAAACCUUGGAAUUGCUGGGCUAUUCUCUGGAAAGAUAUCUUCUACUCCUGGAUCAGCAUCAGAAACUGCAGGCAGAUCUCGCCAAAAAACUAUCUUCGGGAUUCUUCUCCCUGGCGUACGCAAAUUAUACGUGUCCGCCCGGUCGGCGAUAUGGCGCUGACUACUAUGACGAGCGUAUGAAGGCUAUUAAGAGAAUGGCAAUACGAUCUCCUCCAUGCGCCGAAGAAGAAAAGAUCAUGGAGGGGGCUGAGGAUGCCCCGCAGGGAGAGCGUCAACCGGACGAGUACAGGCAGAUCUUCGCGAUUGAUGAGACUACGAACAAUCAGCAAGUCGAGGAGCCAGAAACGAGCGAAGACAAGGAAGAGGCCGACUCGGAAGUCGACAAUACACAUCAAGUUAAUCCGAGUGCAACUUCAGACCCCGACUCCGCAACGUCAGAAUCCAACUCCUCAAAAGGGCAGUCUCGCUUUUCUGACCCUAUCCAUUGGUACGGGAUCUUGGUUUCACCUUCUCUUCGCAGCGCUCAAAAGUCUUUCGCGGAAGCUGUAGAGCAAUACUUGCCCAAGUUGGCCAGUGUGGUUGUGGAGAUGCAGACUGUGGAGAGAGAGAUCGAGCGACUGCGAAGUCAACUACGAUGA